AUGUCCACUCUUGCCUUCCUGCUCCUCGCCGUCCAAGCUUGCUUGGUUCAGAAUGUAUACAGCCAGUGCCUGCGUGGUAUGGGAGCUGCUAUGGCGGGUUCACUCGGCUGGGAAGGUUUGGCUGGUCCGACCAUGUUAGGCUACGGGGGACCCAUCGCUACCUAUCCCGAAUAUGCUGCAUAUGGCGGUUCAGGCGUCGGCAACGUGGGUGUCGCUGGUGAGAUGGGCGUCGCCGGUACAACCCAGGUCGCUGGUCAGGUGCCGAUCCUCGGCGCUGUGGAGUUCGGAGGAAUUGUACCGGCGGCUGGAGCUGUCUCCAUCGCUGGAAACUGCGCAUGCAACGAACUCGACGCCGCAGGACCAUUCGCCCCGGCUAUUGCACCGUUCGCUGCUACCGCACCUUUUACUGCUGCGAGAUCUUUCGCUCCAGCUUUUGGUGCUCCCUUCACUUACGAAGCCGCCCCCUUCGCUUAUGAAGCCGCACCCUUCGCUUACGAAGCCGCUCCCUUCGCUUACGAAGCCGCCCCCUUCGCUUAUGAAGCCGCUCCCUUCGCUUUCGAAGCCGCCGCCGUCUCAGCGUCCAAUGGUGGCGGUCUCGGAGUAUCCAGUGCGUCCACCAUCCCUCCCGCAGGAGUGUCAGUUCUGUCAGAAAACGCCAUUGAAGGACCUCUCGCAGUCGCCGGUGCUCUACCGUUCUUGGGAACCGUGGCUCUAGAAGGAGCUCUGCCAACUGCCGGUGCUGGUGCUGUCAACUACGGCUGCGGCAAUGGAGCCGUCGCCAUAUUGGCUGAGAACCUCGCUCCCGCUGGCAUCGCUGGUCCGCUAGGCUACGGCAUUGGUGCCUGGGGUGCUGAGGGUUUCGGCUACGGUCCUUACGGAUACGGUGUGGGAUCUCUAGCUGGACCCUUCCGCGCUGGUUGCGGUUGUGGUAGAGCUAUCUAAAUGCACGCGAUAGCUAGUGUUUUUAAAUGUAAUAAGUUCCUUACAAUAAAAAGUUACCUUACCUACUA
This is a messenger RNA of Melitaea cinxia (Glanville fritillary), 1010 nucleotides long. RefSeq names its product chorion class B protein Ld32-like. Gene Ontology annotation, biological process: multicellular organism development; chorion-containing eggshell formation. The record is from RefSeq and is a predicted model, not a curated record. Gene Ontology annotation, molecular function: structural constituent of egg chorion. Gene Ontology annotation, cellular component: egg chorion. The transcript has 3 exons. NCBI's taxonomy places the organism in Eukaryota, Metazoa, Arthropoda, Insecta, Lepidoptera, Nymphalidae. The coding region runs from base 1 to 942 and encodes 313 amino acids.